AUGGCUCAAUUGCUGGAGAAUAUUGGCAAAAACUUAGAUACAUCAUUUCUUAAUGGUGCCUCAAAGUUAAAAAUUGUUGAGCAUGCACCGCAGCCGUUAAUAUCUGUCAAUUGUAAGGCACCUUGUACCAUAACUACCACCACCUCCCAUUCAUUGGGUUAUGCAAAUUCAGCUCCAUUGAUGAAUAGUACCGAUUUCGAUACUGUAAUUGUGCAUAAGAGCAAAUCGUGCACCAUUGAAAAUGGCUGCAAACAAGAUGAUCAGGUAGACUUGAUCACAUUGCCUGCUGGAUCAUCGUCACUAGUAUCCCCUCCUGGUGCUGAAUCUACAGCCAGUAUCAUGUCGCUGGAAUUCCCGUACGACUUGAGCCCACGACCUCAUUCCCCUCCAUACUACAAUUCAACCGCCAAUGAUCACACGGACUAUAGAACUAGCUUUGGUAGAUCAAUCAGAGAAGCUGUGAUUCUCAACAGAUCGCAACAUCAUUCACCAUCACCCACUAGCUAUUUUCAACUGAUUAUGGAAGAAAGAUUGACCAGAUGGAGACCGUCAGACUCUCACCAGAGUGUCGAUGCUACAAUGAAUGGGCAGCAUCCCUACCAAAUUAGGCAUUUUGCGAAUAGAGAUACAAAUUCAAUGGUUGCAGUCCCCUUCUUCGUCAAUAUAAAAGAAUGGUGGAAGACUAAGAACGACAAUACUAGCUCCAUUGCUCCCAUUCCUGACCCAGACUCUCACAUUCUCCCAAUCUUCCAGCAGCAAACAGCUAGUUGGACGUAUAAUUUUUCAAAUUUCAUGAAGAAGAUCCAGCCACAUACUUCAGAUUCGCUCGUUAUAGAAAGAAACUCCCCCAAGCAGUUUAUUAGCGCUGAACCACAAUCAGCCAAGCAACUAUCCUACACGCCAGAAGCGAUUCCAUACAAGAACUUCGAAUUGAAUUUCGAAAAGAGAAAUCAAGACUGUAGUACAUCUGCAAGAAGAGUUCAACAAACAGAAUACGAAGACGAUGAGACAAUGAAUUUAAUUGGGGUAAAUGAAAACUUCUUAACAAAUUUCAUACAGACUAGCUGGACUUGUAUCUCUUCCAUAAGAUGCCAGUGA
This is a messenger RNA of Dujonia railenensis, 1098 nucleotides long. The record is from the annotation of a GenBank genome assembly. NCBI's taxonomy places the organism in Eukaryota, Fungi, Ascomycota, Pichiomycetes, Serinales, Debaryomycetaceae.